This is a messenger RNA of Eruca vesicaria subsp. sativa (arugula), 1309 nucleotides long. The record is from the annotation of a GenBank genome assembly. NCBI's taxonomy places the organism in Eukaryota, Viridiplantae, Streptophyta, Magnoliopsida, Brassicales, Brassicaceae.
AUGGGAGAUAUCGCUAAGAGAUGGAAAGAAUUGAGCGGCAAUAGCAAAUGGAAAGACAUGCUUGAUCCUCUUGACUUGGAUCUACGCCGUUACAUCCUCCACUAUGGCGACAUGGUUGAGGUUGGGUACGUUACCUUCAAUAGUGGCCUACGGUCCAAACAUGUAGGAGAUAGCUGCUACACUAAGGAAGAGCUCUUUGCUCGCACCGGCUACCUCAAAGCCAAUCCUUUCAGGUACGAGGUGACAAAGUAUUUAUAUGGAACAUCGUCAAUAAGGUUACCAGAAUGUUUCAUGAUCAACCCGUUGUCAAGAGAAGCAUGGAACAAAGAGUCUAACUGGUUAGGUUACAUUGCGGUGGCUACAGACGAAAGCAAGGAAUUGUUAGGGAGAAGAGAUAUUGUUGUAGCAUGGCGUGGGACUAUUCAAUUGUACGAGUGGGCUAAUGAUUUUGAUUUCCCACUUGAAUCAGCUCUCUCGAUUUUUCCUCGAGCUGACCCGAGUGACCCACCUCGCAUUGCCAGUGGGUGGCUUUCUCUUUAUACAACCGCUGAUCCACGCUCACGUUUUGACAAGACCAGUGCACAAGAACAGGUUCAAGGAGAGCUCAAAAGGUUACUAGAAUUGUACAAACACGAAGAAGUUAGCAUCACCAUAACAGGGCAUAGCUUGGGAGCAGUUCUCUCGGUUCUGUCAGCAACAGACUUUCUCCAUAACGAAUGGCCAAAGAUCACAACAAGUCUUGAACAAGACAGGCUUUCUUGUGUCACGGUUUUCGCUUUCGGUAGUCCACGCAUUGGUGACCGCAACUUCAAAACACUCGUCGAGUCUCACAAAAAACUCAACAUCUUGAGAAUAGCAAAUGUCCCUGAUCUCAUCCCGCAUUACCCGCUGUUCAGGUUCACAGAUGUUGGGGAGGAGCUCCAUAUCAACACAUUGAAAGAAGAGUACCUGAAACGGUCUAUUAAACUGCCCCAUUUCCAUAACCUGAAGGCAUACUUGCAAGGCGUGGCGGGGACACAAUACAAUCGAGCGGGACUCAAGGUGGAGGUUAACCGGGAUAUCGAGCUGGUUAAUAACGGUUUAGAUGCUUUUGAAGAUAAGUACUUAGUCCCUGGGGAUUUAUGGAUUCUUGAGAACAAAGGGAUGGUUAAAAGUGAUGACGGGACAUGGAUUCUCAAUGGCGAUAUGGCAAAUGAAGACGGAAAAGAAGAAGACGAAUGUGAAUUACCAUGGAUAUAGCUACAAAUGUAAUGUUACUUAUUCUCAAAACAGGAACAAUAAAAUCUGAGGCGCCAAAUCUUGGAUUUUU